AUGAAGAUUUUCGUACUUGGCUCAGGAAAAAUUUAUGACAGAGUGACAAUAUCUCUGACUGCGGCAACGUCCCCAGCACCAGUCUCCUCCACCGAGAGGAUGUUCUGGCUGUUCCAGUCUCUCCCGCUUGUCUUCUGCCUUGGCCCAGGGCAUGUAGUUUCACAGGAAAGCUCAACCCCAUCGAUAAUGAAUGGGGUGCUGGGGGAGUUGGUAACCCUUCCCCUGAAGUUUCCCACGGGAGAGAAGGCCAUGUCCAUCACCUGGCUUUACAGUGGAACAUCUAUCGCCUUCAUAAGACUAAAGGAAGACCAAAGCUCAGAAUCCCACGUGACCGACCCAAAACGAAGAGAGCGGCUGAGCUUCACUGGGUGCUGCUCCUUGCAGCUCAGCAACCUGAUGAUGGCAGACACAGGAUCUUACAGAGCCCAGAUAGCCACAGAGACCUCUACAAAGUUUUUUAAUUAUACUUUGAGGAUCUUUGAAAAACUGAGGAACAUACAAGUUACCAAUCACAUUCAACUGACUGAGAAUAAGACCUGUGAAAUCCACCUGGCCUGCUUUGUGGAGAACUCAAGUGACACUGUCGCAUUCACGUGGCAGACCUCAGGAAACAUACAUCAACAUAGUCCAAACUUCACUAUCUCCUGGGACCCCAGAAAUUCCAGUGAGGACAACUAUACCUGCAUAGCCGAGAACCCCGUCAGCAAUUUAUCCCUCUCUGUCUCUGCCCAGGCGCUCUGCAAAGGCAUUAAGAAAAAUCCAGACUCGGAUAGCAUAUGGAUUAUUGGGACUACUGUAUUUGCAGUCAUCCUUAUCUCUGCAGUACUGUUAUGCUGUAUUGUUUGGAGAAGAAUAGGCAGGUUUUCUUUCUUGAUACUUGUCUGUUCUCCAAGGUACCAGGGAUUUAGAGUAGAGAGGCCCAUGGGGUGGUGGGCAGAAGAUUCCCAUCACUUCUCUCCCCAGCAAGCCCAGGGUCCUGCACCACCCCCAAGGAACACAGAGAAUGCGUCGGUCUCCCCAGGGAGCAGUACUGUGUAUGCUUCGGUCACUCAUCCCAACAGCAACAGGGAAAUGGAAAGCCCAACACCUAUGGAAAACAAUGAUUCUGUCACAAUUUACUCUACAAUCAAUCAUUCCAGAGAGAGUAAACCCACUUCUCCUAGGGCAACUGCCCUUGACAACGUCGUGUAAGUUGCUGAAAGGCCUCAGUGGAAUCGGGGAAAAACACAUCAUAUGCUGAUCCCAUGGAGAGGAUAAAAAGCAAGAAGCUUGGGUUUAAUCCUGGCAACAGAAUCUGAAUAUCAAGGAUUAUUACUUCCACUCCUCCAGACUUGAACCUGCUUAUUAAAGUCAGAUACCAUCUGAUACCAAAGGAUAACAUCAUUUCCAUCAUGUUAUCUAAAUAAUAUUUUCUAGGGG
Otolemur garnettii (small-eared galago) is the source of this 1419-nucleotide messenger RNA. It is a transcript of the gene SLAMF6, whose product is annotated as SLAM family member 6. The record is from RefSeq and is a predicted model, not a curated record. Gene Ontology annotation, biological process: T cell activation; T-helper 17 cell lineage commitment; positive regulation of type II interferon production. Bases 1 to 1191 code for a protein of 396 amino acids. Gene Ontology annotation, cellular component: external side of plasma membrane. The transcript has 10 exons. NCBI's taxonomy places the organism in Eukaryota, Metazoa, Chordata, Mammalia, Primates, Galagidae.